Geodia barretti is the source of this 660-nucleotide messenger RNA. The record is from the annotation of a GenBank genome assembly. NCBI's taxonomy places the organism in Eukaryota, Metazoa, Porifera, Demospongiae, Tetractinellida, Geodiidae.
AUGCUAAUUGAUCCCAAAACCUUUGAACGAUUCAACAUGAUCCUGACCGGGGUGGUAGUGCCGCGGCCGAUCGCGUUCGUGUCGACCAUCUCCACCGACGGCGUGGUGAACCUGGCGCCAUUCAGCUUCUUCAAUGCGAUGGCCUACAACCCGCCCACGCUGAUUUUUUCCUCGUCGCGGCGCGCGCCCGGCUGGCAGGACAAACGCAAGGACACACUGACCAACAUUGAGGAGACCGGGGAGUACGUCGUCAACAUCGUAGUCGACGACAUCGCGGCCGCGAUGAACGCCACCGCAGCCGAAUAUCCUUCGGAUGUUUCCGAGUUUGACAUCGCCGGCCUGACCGAAUCUCCCAGCGAGAUGGUGAAGGCGCCUCGCGUCGCGGAGUCUCCGGUGAACAUGGAGUGUCGCCUGGUACAGGUGGUGAACAUCGGUGAACAGCCUCACGCCCAUGGCAUAGUCAUCGGCGAAAUCGUCCGCAUGCACGUCAGCGACGAUGUGAUGUACGACGGCCCCAACGGCUUGAGGAUCAACCAUGCCGCGUUGAAACCCACGGGUCGCCUAGCCGGGAACAUGUACUGCCGAACCGACGACGUCUACGAACUGAUUCGCCCUUCAUACUCCGAGCAGGACGAGGGAGUAGGACGGGUCGCCGACUAA